Molecule: messenger RNA, 6124 nt
Organism: Cuculus canorus (common cuckoo)
Lineage: Eukaryota; Metazoa; Chordata; Aves; Cuculiformes; Cuculidae
Gene: QRFPR
Product: pyroglutamylated RFamide peptide receptor
Exons: 11
Coding region: 120-1418 (432 amino acids)
Biological process (GO): G protein-coupled receptor signaling pathway
Cellular component (GO): membrane
Molecular function (GO): neuropeptide Y receptor activity; peptide binding
Source: RefSeq, a predicted model, not a curated record
UCUCGGGGUGCAGCCCCCCCUCCCCCGGGGCCCGCCCCGUCCCCGCCUCGGGCUCCUCCUGCUCGGAGCUGGCGGCGCCGCCGCCGCCCCGCGGGUCCGGGCUGCUUUAUCCCCGCGCCAUGCCAUCCCUCAACAUCACCCCGGAGCAGUUCGCGCGGCUCCUGCGGGACAACAACGUGACGAGGGAGCAGUUCAUCGCCCUCUACGGGCUACAGCCGCUCGUCUACAUCCCGGAGCUGCCCGGGCGCACCAAGGUGGCUUUCGUCCUCAUCUGCGUGCUCAUCUUCGCCCUGGCGCUCUUCGGCAACUGCCUGGUGCUCUACGUGGUGACCCGCAGCAAAGCCAUGAGGACCGUCACCAACAUCUUCAUCUGCUCCCUGGCGCUCAGCGACCUCCUCAUCGCCUUCUUCUGCGUCCCCUUCACCAUGCUGCAGAACAUCUCCUCCAACUGGCUGGGCGGUGCCUUUGCUUGCAAGAUGGUAUCGUUUGUUCAAUCCACUGCUAUUGUGACUGAGAUUCUUACGAUGACCUGCAUUGCUGUGGAAAGACACCAGGGAAUUGUGCAUCCACUGAAAAUGAAAUGGCAAUACACCAAUAAAAGAGCUUUCACGAUGCUUGGCAUAGUCUGGUUGCUGGCAGUUAUUGUUGGGUCACCUAUGUGGCAUGUGCAACGGCUUGAGGUUAAAUAUGACUUUCUAUAUGAAAAAGUGUAUGUUUGCUGCUUGGAAGAAUGGGCCAGUCCGAUUUAUCAGAAGAUAUAUACGACCUUUAUUCUUGUUAUACUCUUCCUUCUUCCACUGAUGUUAAUGCUUUUUUUAUACACUAAAAUUGGCUAUGAACUCUGGAUUAAGAAACGAGUGGGAGAUGCUUCAGUUCUUCAAACCAUUCAUGGGAGUGAAAUGUCUAAAAUAUCAAGGAAGAAGAAGCGAGCAAUUGUUAUGAUGGUGACAGUGGUGUUUCUCUUUGCAGUCUGUUGGGCCCCUUUCCAUGUGAUUCACAUGAUGAUAGAAUACAGUAAUUUUGAAAAGGAGUAUGAUGAUGUGACAGUAAAAAUGAUCUUUGCAAUUGUCCAGGUUAUAGGAUUCUUCAAUUCUAUUUGCAACCCCAUUGUGUAUGCUUUCAUGAAUGAAAACUUCAAGAAGAAUUUUUUGUCUGCCAUCUGCUUCUGCAUUGUCAAAGAAAAUGCAUCCCCAGCCAGGCACCUCGGGAAGUCGGGGAUUACUAUGAGGCGUCAAAAAGCAAGUGUUUCUCAAAGAGAUCCCAUUGACUUGGACGAAGCCAGGAGGGAGGCAUUCAGCGAUGGCAACAUUGAAGUCAAAUUCUGCGAUCAGCCAGCUUCAAAAAGGAAUUUGAAAAGGCAUCUUGCCUUAUUCAGCUCUGAGCUUACUAUGCCUUCUGCAUUAGGAGGUGGGCAGUAGCAUCGCAAAGGUUUGGAGAAUGGAAAAAAGCAUUUUCUGUAUGUGGUGACUUUGAAUAAGCCAUUUAAAGUAGUUUUCUACUUUGUAUGCUGAAAUGAGGGGGAAAAUAUUUUGUGGAUUCUUAUAACGUUGGGAUAAUGGUUGAGAAAAUGUAGUAUAUUUUAUAAGGAUGAAGAGUAAAACUUUAGGAAACAGUAUUACUCUAUGAUUUCCAGAAAAAAAAAAAAGGCACAACAUUUUUCUUCCAAAACUGACUUAGGGCUUGUUUGCCCUCUGCUUUAGGUAAACAAAGGAACUGUUGCUUGCUCUGUUUAUUCUGUGUCUGGAGGCUGGCACACUGCUAGAUCAUACACAGCUGAAUGCCAGAAGACAGGAACUGUGCAGAGAGUGCAUACUUGGACAAUUUGCAAAUCUGACACGGGUCUAAUGUUGUAAGAUCUGCUUUCUGCAGCUCUAAGGAUAGAAGAGCUUCAGAUGUGAGCUCAGGAAGAAAGACUGAGAUACAAUUCUCUCUUGGAAAAAAAGUACAUGAAAGAGCCAGCAGGGAUUAAAUUCUGAAGAGAUUAAGAUUUAAACACUGCAUGCAUGUUCAGAUUUUGUUAACAGGAAGCAUAUUAGAGAUUAGUAAUGCAUGCAUAAUUAGUGUGCUGUUUUUACAGGUUAAUUCUUGGGUACAAAUUUAAAUGCCAGUGUACUGCCCUGUAAACUGCAGUGUUCUGCUGAAAAACUCAGAAGGUGAAAAAAUGCUGUACAAAAGUGUCCAGAUGCUGGAGGUGUGGUCUGUAGAGUAAACACAUGACUUUAAUUUACAGUCAUGUUUGGGUAUGUCAUUUACAAGUUGAAAGUGUGAUGUUGCCAUUUUCUGGAGAGAAAAAAAGGUCGUGUCCAGAGCCUGCUGGGACUGUAUGGAAGACUUUCAAUUGAAUAUCACAGUCUUUUGACCAGACAGUUAUCUGAAGGCAUGCACUAAUUUUUCUGUCUCUCCAUCAUCACUGGAUUAAUUACUAAGAACGGGGCCAAUGUUCUAUUAUGUUUAGGUUUCAAUGUUCUAUUAUGUUUAGGUUUCACAGUACGUUAUGGGGUUGAAAUCCAUGUAAGUUCUAAACAUUUUUGCUCUCAGAGGGUCUAACUCAAAAAUUGUGAAAGGAUGCUUACAGGUGUGGACUAGGGGAAACCUGAUCUGGGACGGUCCACAGUGAUCUGAUCCCAUAAAUGGGCUUUGAAAUGCGUAACUUCCAACUCCAGCUAAGGUCUGUUUAGAUCAUUCAAUAGCCUGUGAAAUGUUGGUGCUCUCUUCUGUCAUCCCUUACCUGAGGGACCUUCCUUGACAGUAAAUUUUAAGAUUUUUUUUCCAUUGCUACUUUAUGCUUCAUUGUUGUGCUGGUUUUGGCUGGGAUAGAGUUAAUCUUUUUUGUGUUUUGGACUUAGCUGGAAACAGUGUUGAUAACAGAGGGAUGUUUCAGCUGCUGCUGGGCAGUUGCUGCACAGACUCAAGGCCUUUUCUGCUUCUCACCCCACCCCACUUAGGAGUGGUCUGGGGCUGCACAAAAUGUUGGGAGGGAACACAGCAGGACAGCUGACCCCAGCUGACCCAAGGGAUAUUCCAUGCUGUAUGAUAUCACACUCAGCUUAUAAAGCUGGGGGAAGAAGAAAGAAGUUGUGGAAGUUCAGAGUAGGGGUGCUUUGUCUUCCUGAGUAACCGUUAUAUGUGACAGCCCUGCUUCCCUGGAGAUGGUGAACACCUGCCUGCUAUGGAAAGUAGUGAAUUAAUUCCUUAUUUUCCUUUCCUUGUGUGCGUGGCCUUUGCUUUACCUAUUAAACUGUCUUUAUCUCAACUCAUGAGUUUUCUCACUUUUACUUUUCUAGUUCUUUCCCUCAUGGCACUGGGGGCAAAUGGCUGUGGGUGGCUUAGUUGCUGGCUGGAGUUAAAUCAUGACAAUGGUAAAGUAAAACUUAGUCUAAAUUACUCUUAGACAAAUUGGAAGGAAUCUGUUCCUUUGGUAACUUUUACAAGUUUCCAUGAGAUAAGGCAUUCUGAUAAUGGUUUGUGACAUAGUCUUUGUUUACGUAUAUAUUACUUAUAUUGUAUAUGUUACAUUUCCGUGCAAUGACCUGACUUUUCCUGACAGCCAGAAAUUAAGAGCAUUCCUAUUUACAUAAGCAUAUACCUUAGAUAAAAUAACAGUUUUGGAGAGCAUUGUGUAUGUAAAACAGCGUGGGUGAGGUCAGGUUCUGCUUUAGAUAGUCACCAGGCAUGGCCUUUGAAUAGCGCUGUAAGCUGUGACAGCAAUUUUUGCCUGCAAUUACAACUGUGACUUCCUUUUUCCUUUCUGUCGUAGCUUGUCUUUUGUCUUUCUAGAACAAGGGUCUUCUACUGGUCUUUUUUGCCCUGGAGAUCAGGGGCUAACAGUGAGUUAUUAUUACAAUUUUCCUCAGUUGGUCUAAGGUUUAUCUGGCUGAUGAUGAGAACUAUGUGUUAUGAUAUAUUUGUAACUGAAAAACAAUUUAUUUUAAGCUUUUUGUUUAUUUGCACUGCUAAUUUCAGUGACAAUUUUUAACAGGUAUUUAACAAAAACUUACAAGUAUAUUAUGGUUUUGUUUCAGCUUAUCUGUUUCUUCUGUUGUCUCCUAAAAUGUUAUGUCAACAAGUAACUACUAUAAUAUUAUAUUAAUUUUUUCAUUAAGAUUCCUUUUUGCAUUGCUGAUACUAUUUUGCAGUGGGAGCAUCUGCUAUAAUCUUCACUUCUUGAGUCUUUCUAUCUUUAAAGAUUCAUGUAAGUUUGUAUAUGCUUUUUAAGUGAAUAAAUUCCUGUCCUGUUACAGGUGCCAGCUGUUACUGGAAUCCUGAGAGACGUGAUUUAAAGGAUUUUACAGAAUAAGUUGAGAGAGGGGGGAAAAAAACCUUCCAGUCUCUUGGUAGGAGAGAAAUCAUAAAUGUUUCAAUACAGAUAUAUGUGGCUACUGUUAGAUUAAAUAUAAACCAAACUACUAAAGACAGUUCUCAUUCCAUCCCUAAUGGUAACUCUAUUAUUUGUGCGUUUUUGACACAGUAGUUUUCUCAGAGCUGUAUAAUUUGUGAGAAGGCCUAGCUGCAGGGAAUAGAAAACCUUUUAUUGACUUAAGCAGAACCGGGAUUUUGCCCACGUUGUUUUUUAACCUGUCAGAGCUUCAACUUCGAUUUAACUAAAGAAACAAAUCAUGUUGAAUUGAGUCAGUUGUCAGUCCAGGCUAGAAACCUGUCUCUUGCUGUCCUUCCAGCUUGCCUGCUUGUUCCCAUCUUAUAUUAACAGAAUUGCAUGGUGGAUAUGAUCAGAAAAAAAUCUGGCUAAUGGUUUUAUGGGAGAACAGAAAAGAUAACCAUGCUCAUUGCCCUAAACUCAGAAUAAUUAUCAAAAGUGUUGUGUUCUUUGAGUAGAAGUGCUUCCUCAAAAAAAGUUUCUUUCUAAUAUCUUAGUUAUGAAUCACUUAUUUCUUUGAUUUGAUCAAAUUAAAAAGAAACUUAGUUUAUUUUCAGCUGUAAACCUUGAAGUCGCAUUGAGAUAAUGCCGGGAACUGGCAUGUGGGUGAAGAAAGGAACCUUGAAGGACACAGUGAACUGAACAGAGACUCUGGAAAUAUGAAUGGACCAGGAAGAAGUGUCAGAUGUGUGAUCUUGCUCCACUGAAAUCAGAAAGUAUAAACAACGAAAAAAAGUAAUGGCAACUCACGGAGAUAAGUUCAAAUUGAAGCGUGAGGGGACAGAUUUUAUUGAGAGUUAGAAGACUGGAAUUAAAAAAUAUCAAUAUGAGCCUGUUCCAAGGAGUAACGGGAGGCAGCCUUGCUCCAGGUGUCAACAUGACCAUGAAGCCAGCAGGCAAGUGUGAUGUGCCUGCAUCAAGGGGGCUGUGCUCACUUGGAACUCUUCCCGAUAGACUCCCUGAAGCUCUCAGUCCAUCUAGCAAAGUUGGUCUUGGUUAUACUGCAGCAGAGCUCUUUCAUUAUGAACAUUGAAGGUACUUUUACUUUGCUCAUACCUCCAAGAACUUACUGAUUUAAAUCCUCAUUGCAUCAUAACCUGACCUCUGCAGCAAAACUUAUUUAAGAGUGAGAAAGGAGCCUGAAGGUUUCUUAAAUUUUUACUAAAGACAAUUUGCCUCUGCUUACCGAUACCUGGACUACUGAGCUCCUGCUGGCAGCCAAAGUCAGAACCAAAAUUCCUACUGAUUUCAGAGCAAGAAGUAGAGUUUACAAAUAACAAACUCCAGUAUAAAACAAACUUGAAUGACUACUAUUUGCAGCACAGUCAGAAGUAGUGUUCAACAGAGAUGCGGCAAAAGGCCAGCAGUAUGAACGCUGAGAAGAAUAUUUGUCACGUUGGAGCUUAUGUGCUUUGCGCUGUGGAGCAGAUUUAAUUUCAGGAUAUUUGGAGGAAGGGGUAUAACUGUGAUAAAAUGCAACCAUUGGUCCAUCUGAGCCGGAGAGAAGUAGAAAAUGGUCUCUGCUACCUGAACUGAGAGGUCAAUACAGGGGACCUGUUCUAUUAAAAAGCCACGCACAAAACUCUUACUAUAAAAGAACAACAGUCGUACAAAGGGAUUCACUGUGAGCAGCUCAAAAGGAAGAAUAAAGAUGCAGCGGAUCAUCUAGAAUUGUGCCCUCAUCAGUGUGUUGACAUGGAAAGACGCAGAGUGAAACAAAUGCUCAAGGCCGUCUUGGAUGCGCAUGGG